Molecule: messenger RNA, 4179 nt
Organism: Symphalangus syndactylus (siamang)
Lineage: Eukaryota; Metazoa; Chordata; Mammalia; Primates; Hylobatidae
Gene: ZRANB1
Product: zinc finger RANBP2-type containing 1
Biological process (GO): protein K29-linked deubiquitination; cell migration; cytoskeleton organization
Cellular component (GO): cytoplasm; nucleus
Molecular function (GO): K63-linked polyubiquitin modification-dependent protein binding; cysteine-type deubiquitinase activity
Source: RefSeq, a predicted model, not a curated record
UCGCCGCGGGGUUUAUUUGGCUACGGGUCCCUCGGCCGCCGCCAUUAGGGGUCCGCAGCGCCCGUGGCCGCCUCCCACACCUCACUGCCCCCGCCCCCCGGGGCUCCCCAGCCUCCGCGCCUCCUCUCCGCCCCUCUCCCCCGGCCUCCGGCAGCCGGGAGCAGCGCGCGGACCCUCGGAGACCAUGUCCUGACUGAGGGGAGAGGGCGGAGGCGGCAGCAGCGGAGCGGGCGGCGGCGCGGAGGGAGGCGGAGAGGGGCCGGGCUCGACUCGUCGCCGCGGGCUGCGCGGGGAGUCGCCGCCGCCGCCGCUGCCGCCGCCGCCGCCAAGCGCCCGUCGGACGGGGAGGAGGAGCAGGAGCUGGAGGAGGAGCCGCCGCCGCCCCCAGGAAUAGCUAUUCACAGUCAGACAGAACCACUUAUCACGUUUUGCAGUAUCUCCUGAGGAAGUCAGAAUCUGAGCCAGCAUGAAGACGGAAUCUUGUCUUUGAUCUGAUUUGCAAACCGUACUUUUAUUCUAAUCAUGUGCAAGGUGGAGGUUAUAGCGUGGGAACUAAAAUCUUACUUCCUGCCUGACACAGCUCACUUCAAGAAGUGCACAAUGUCAGAACGUGGAAUUAAGUGGGCUUGUGAAUAUUGUACGUACGAAAACUGGCCAUCUGCAAUCAAGUGUACCAUGUGUCGUGCCCAAAGACCUAGUGGAACAAUUAUUACAGAAGAUCCAUUUAAAAGUGGUUCAAGUGAUGUUGGUAGAGAUUGGGAUCCUUCCAGCACCGAAGGAGGAAGUAGUCCUUUGAUAUGUCCAGACUCUAGUGCAAGACCAAGGGUGAAAUCUUCAUAUAGCAUGGAAAAUGCAAAUAAGUGGUCAUGCCACAUGUGUACAUAUUUGAACUGGCCAAGAGCAAUCAGAUGUACCCAGUGCUUAUCCCAACGUAGGACCAGGAGUCCUACAGAAUCUCCUCAGUCCUCAGGAUGUGGCUCAAGACCAGUUGCUUUUUCUGUUGAUCCUUGUGAGGAAUACAAUGAUAGAAAUAAACUGAACACUAGGACACAGCACUGGAUUUGCUCUGUUUGCACAUAUGAAAACUGGGCCAAGGCUAAAAGAUGUGUUGUUUGUGAUCAUCCCAGACCUAAUAACAUUGAAGCAAUAGAAUUGGCAGAGACUGAAGAGGCUUCUUCAAUAAUAAACGAGCAAGACAGAGCUCGAUGGAGGGGAAGUUGCAGUAGUGGUAAUAGCCAAAGGAGAUCACCUCCUGCUACGAAGCGGGACUCUGAAGUGAAAAUGGAUUUUCAGAGGAUUGAAUUGGCUGGUGCUGUGGGCAGCAAGGAGGAACUUGAAGUAGACUUUAAAAAACUAAAGCAAAUUAAAAACAGGAUGAAAAAGACUGAUUGGCUCUUCCUCAAUGCUUGUGUGGGGGUUGUAGAAGGUGAUUUAGCUGCCAUAGAAGCAUACAAGUCAUCAGGAGGAGACAUUGCACGUCAGCUCACCGCAGAUGAAGUACGCUUGCUGAACCGUCCUUCUGCCUUUGAUGUUGGCUAUACUCUUGUACACUUGGCUAUACGUUUUCAGAGGCAAGAUAUGCUAGCAAUAUUGCUUACAGAGGUGUCUCAACAAGCAGCAAAGUGUAUUCCAGCAAUGGUGUGUCCUGAACUGACAGAACAAAUCCGGAGAGAGAUAGCUGCCUCUCUUCAUCAGAGAAAGGGGGAUUUUGCUUGCUAUUUUCUGACUGACCUUGUAACAUUUACAUUGCCAGCAGAUAUUGAAGAUUUGCCCCCAACAGUCCAAGAAAAAUUAUUUGAUGAGGUGCUUGAUAGAGACGUUCAAAAAGAAUUAGAAGAAGAAUCUCCAAUUAUUAACUGGUCCUUGGAAUUGGCUACACGUUUGGAUAGUCGACUGUAUGCACUUUGGAACCGGACUGCAGGAGACUGCCUACUUGAUUCAGUACUACAAGCUACCUGGGGCAUCUAUGACAAGGACUCGGUGCUUCGGAAAGCCCUGCAUGACAGCCUGCAUGACUGUUCACAUUGGUUUUACACACGCUGGAAAGAUUGGGAAUCAUGGUAUUCUCAGAGCUUUGGUUUACAUUUUUCCUUGAGAGAAGAACAGUGGCAAGAAGAUUGGGCAUUUAUACUCUCUCUUGCUAGUCAGCCUGGAGCAAGCUUGGAGCAGACGCACAUUUUUGUACUGGCACAUAUUCUUAGACGACCAAUUAUAGUUUAUGGAGUAAAAUAUUACAAGAGUUUCCGGGGAGAAACUUUAGGAUAUACUCGGUUUCAAGGUGUUUAUCUGCCUUUGUUGUGGGAACAGAGUUUUUGUUGGAAAAGUCCGAUUGCUCUGGGGUAUACGAGGGGCCACUUCUCUGCUUUGGUUGCUAUGGAAAAUGAUGGCUAUGGCAACCGAGGUGCUGGUGCUAAUCUCAAUACCGAUGAUGAUGUCACCAUCACAUUUUUGCCUCUGGUUGACAGUGAAAGGAAGCUACUCCAUGUGCACUUCCUUUCUGCUCAGGAGCUAGGUAAUGAGGAACAGCAAGAAAAACUGCUCAGGGAGUGGCUGGACUGCUGUGUGACGGAGGGGGGAGUUCUGGUUGCCAUGCAGAAGAGCUCUCGGCGGCGAAAUCACCCCCUGGUCACUCAGAUGGUAGAAAAAUGGCUUGACCGCUACCGACAGAUCCGGCCGUGUACAUCCCUGUCUGAUGGAGAGGAAGAUGAGGAUGAUGAAGAUGAAUGAAAAAAAAAAAAUCAAACAGCAGAAGACCAAGGCAUCAGAUCUGUAAUGACUCUAAAGUUAGUGUGGUGCUCCAAGCAGAGUCGACAUCGUGGAAUGAACCAAAUCUGGCAGGAUCUGCUCGGGGAAGUGUUUUCCUGGACCACACACACCUUAUGGAGAUAAUGCCUCUGCUGCGUGAGGGGACAGAGAACUUUAGUUGGACUACAGUUUGUAAAAAAACUAAUUUUAUUAAGACAGAACUUUUUUUCCUUUCAAAUUGUAAAUCUGUCUAUAAAUGUAACGCAUGUGGUUGUGUAAGAAAUUGUUUAAUAGGAAAAGUUGUACCAGCAUCUUCAUAUUAUUGAGAAAAUUUUUUCCAGCAUGGGCACUUAGAAAAAGCACAUGGCAAAUGGCUCUUUGUUCCUUUAAGAUAUUAUUUCAGUAGAACCUGGCAUUCUACUUUCACCUUAAAGGAUCCAUCUAAGUCUCAGAUCUGAAAACGUUUUGUACAGAUUAUCCACAGCAAAACAUAAAAAUAAGCUUUUAUUUUAUUAAUAAUUUAGUUCCUAUUGUGCCCAAUCAAAUCAAAUCUUUUAGGAACAAACUGCAAGAAAAGCUAAGAAUGUUUGAGUGAACUAAAUAUAGACAUUGCUUACUUGUUUUGAAGAGGGUUUUGGUUUUGGUUAUUCUGUCUUUAAGUUUUCUGUUAUGCCCCCUUUCGAUAUUUAGAUAUUUAUUUGUUGGGAAGAAUACCUUAAAAUGAGGGUUUUUAUUCCAGAUUCUGGGCAGUGGUCUGUGAGUAGUUUUUUUCCUGGAUGAAAAGGGAGCAAGCCCACUUGUCACUAAAUGAAUUGCAUGAAAUGUGCUCACUUGGACUCCGUCAACAAUGUGCUGCUCCCAGAUUGCCAUGCCAGAGGGUCUUUGGAUUCUUCCUUCUAUCACCUCUGCUCUAAGCAAAUCUUGUUAGAAGGGCAUGCCUUUGCUUAGGCAGAUUGGGAAUACCAAUUCACUACAGAAUAAAGAUUUUAAAAAUGCGAUAAGGUGGCAAAUGCAUUGUAUGAAGAAUUUCUCAGCGUUUAGUCUGAGAAUUUUUGCAUGUUGGUUAAUUGUGGCCAUUCUUAUUUAAAGUUAAAACUAUAAUCUUAGGUAGAAAAACUUUUUUAUAAGAAGUAUUAUUUGACCACUUCAGGUAUACAUUCAAUGCUGGGUAAAAAUUUCAGACCUAUCUCAGGAACACAGAAUAUUUGGUGUCCUGAUAAGCACUUUCUAGACUAUUGAUGUGGCCAGGAAUUUGGAAAGACGACACACACACACACACACACACACGUGUAUUUUUUUUCCUUCCCUGUGAUGAAAAAGGCUGUGAAAACCUUAAAGUAUUUGCUUGCUUCUUGUUUUGUUUAGUUGAUAAUGAAAUGUGUACAACCUCAAAUUUACUGCCAGAAUACUAAAAAUAGAAAAAUACCCACAAAA